Molecule: messenger RNA, 1143 nt
Organism: Saccharomyces kudriavzevii IFO 1802
Lineage: Eukaryota; Fungi; Ascomycota; Saccharomycetes; Saccharomycetales; Saccharomycetaceae
Gene: NTG2
Product: bifunctional N-glycosylase/AP lyase NTG2
Exons: 1
Coding region: 1-1143 (380 amino acids)
Biological process (GO): base-excision repair, AP site formation; base-excision repair; nucleotide-excision repair
Cellular component (GO): nucleus
Molecular function (GO): DNA-(apurinic or apyrimidinic site) endonuclease activity; oxidized pyrimidine nucleobase lesion DNA N-glycosylase activity; 4 iron, 4 sulfur cluster binding
Source: RefSeq, a predicted model, not a curated record
AUGAGAGAGAUAAGCGGGCAUAGAAAGAGAAAGUACAUUCCAGUUGACAUCGAAGAGGUAGAAGUCCGGUCCAAGUACUUUAAAAAGGAAAACGAUAAAACUGUUGAGUCACUACAGGACACCAAAAUUAUUGGAGAUUUGAGUAAUCAUGAGGUAAACAUCGACUGGAUCAAGGCGCUGAAGCCGAUAGAAUAUUUUGAAUGGAUCGAAUCGAGGACCUGUGAUAAUCCAAAGACUUGGGGACAGGCAAUUACUAAAGAGGAAAUGGUUAAUGAUUCUCGAGUGGAAAUUCCCAAAAAUUUCUUACCCAUAUAUAAUCGAGUAAGAUUAAUGAGAUCGAAAGUCAACACGCCGGUAGAUGCCAUGGGGUGCAGCAUGAUACCUGUUUUGGUCUCUAAUAAAUGCGGCAUACCCAGCGAAAAAGUUGAUCCAAAGAACUUCAGGCUUCAAUUUCUUAUUGGCACUAUGCUUUCUGCUCAAACUAGGGACGAACGGAUGGCGCAAGCCGCAUUAAAUAUCACAGAAUACUGCCUAGACACCUUGAAGAUUCCUGAAGGCAUUACUCUAGAUGGGUUGCUCAAAAUCAACGAGUCUACCCUAGUAGAUUUAAUUCGAUGCGUUAGUUUUUAUACUAGGAAGGCCAAUUUUAUCAAGAGAACAGCCCAAUUACUGGUAGACAACUUUAAUUCUGAUAUACCGUACGAUAUCGAAGGAGUUCUAUCGUUGCCUGGAGUUGGACCUAAGAUGGGCUAUUUAACGCUGCAAAAAGGCUGGGGGUUGAUUGCUGGUAUAUGCGUCGAUGUGCACGUUCAUAGACUAUGUAAAAUGUGGAAUUGGGUAGACCCUAUCAAUUGCAAAACCGCCGAACAUACUAGAAGAGAACUACAGACUUGGCUGCCUCAUUCACUGUGGUAUGAAAUAAAUACUGUUUUAGUCGGUUUUGGUCAAUUAAUCUGCAUGGCGAGGGGUAAGAGAUGUGACCUCUGUUUAGCGAAUGAUGUAUGUAAUGCUCGCAAUCUGAAGCUAAUUAAAUCAUCCAAAUUUCAUCAACUGAAGGAUGAAGAAGACAUGGAAAAAGUAUACUCGCACUGGUUAGACACGCUUACAGAUGGAAUUACAGCACAAAGACACAAGAGGAAGUAA